AUGCAAGGGAAGGCCGGUAUAUCUGCCUUCGAGAGGCUGUAUGGAGAGAGCAUGUGGACCAAUGCUUCUAAGCAUCCUAAGCUCAACGGCAUCUUCAAUAACGCAAUGGUUGGUGGGGCCCGAUCAGUGGUUCCAGCCUUGAUCGACGGCUAUGGGGAAGUGUUCCAAGGGUUAACGUCUUUGGUGGACAUUGGAGGCGGUAUUGGCACGACCUUACAGUCCAUCGCCAAGGCAUUUCCCCACAUCAAGUGUACCGUACUAGAUCUUCCUCAUGUGGUAGAGACAGCACCCAGCUGUCCAGAAGUGGAGUUUGUUGCAGGAAACAUGUUCUCUUUCAUACCCAAGGCCGACGCUGUUAUGCUGAUGGUAACGUAUCACUCUCUUCUUUCUAGAGCAAUGGGUGUUCCUGUUUAA
Messenger RNA from Magnolia sinica, 414 nucleotides. RefSeq names its product (RS)-norcoclaurine 6-O-methyltransferase-like. Gene Ontology annotation, molecular function: S-adenosylmethionine-dependent methyltransferase activity; O-methyltransferase activity. The record is from RefSeq and is a predicted model, not a curated record. The transcript has a single exon. NCBI's taxonomy places the organism in Eukaryota, Viridiplantae, Streptophyta, Magnoliopsida, Magnoliales, Magnoliaceae. Gene Ontology annotation, biological process: methylation. Bases 1 to 414 code for a protein of 137 amino acids.